AUGGCUGACCGGCGCCAAAAGGCCAUAUCACGCUCUAUCCUACGCGCUUUAACCCGUCGGGGAACCGCGCGCAUCUCACUGAUCCAGCGCAUCAUCGCCUUCUUCCAUAUCUACUAUCUGACCCUCAUCCGCUACGAAAAGGAGCUUUUCCAGAGGCUGCGCACGGAAAUAUGGAGUCUCAGCGAAGAAGAGUAUAUCUCUUGCUUCAAAAAUGAUGGAAAGUCUUCCCUGGUCUCCAUGGGUGAUUUAGGCUUCUCCGGCUCGACCUUCUUCCGAACCUCCAACUCAGCCUUCCUCGUAAAGAGCGUCCCGAGACAUUUCGAGCACUCGUUCUUUCGCAAAGACCUCCUCGAGCCUUACUACCAAUACAUGCGCAACCACCCUGAAUCCCUCCUCGUCUGGAUAACAGACUACAUAUAUGCGCCCUACACCUCGAUCGGAAGCAUCCUGCGCACAUCACCAGCGCACCACAUCAUCAUGGACAACAUGCUCUACGGGAAAGAAGAACAGCCAGGCAGCGAGAAAUGGGAAACCUACGACCUCAAACCAAUCGACUACUUCUACCCAGAGCGCGAUCUAGUCCCCGACCCGCUAGUGAGCGAAGACACACUGGAGCGACUAGCUGAUAAAUUCGAGGACAAGGUGCGGCUUAGCCGAAAGAACUACGAGGCCGUGAAGCGGACGCUGGAGACGGACACUGCGUUCCUUGCGUCCGCGAAUAUCGUGGACUAUUCCUUAUUCCUGGUGCGGUUUCCGGCGUCGCUCAAGCCUGAGAGUUUGGGGCGCAAGACGCAGUGGCGUGUUGGUGUGACUUCGAGUGAUGGGCUUUGGAAGUAUCGGGCUGUUGUGUUGGAUUUCUUUUGGGCUAAGCAUAAGCUGCAUGCGCAGGCGAUGACGGGCGCGGUGGAGGCGUUUAAUGUUAUAGGGCGGCAGGGUCCCAUGAGUAUCACGACUACGGCUGAUGAGUAUCGGGAGAAGUUCCUGACUAUGGUUAAUGAGAUGAUGGAAGUACAUGUGCAGCCAUCGGAGCAAUGA
Molecule: messenger RNA, 1035 nt
Organism: Aspergillus puulaauensis
Lineage: Eukaryota; Fungi; Ascomycota; Eurotiomycetes; Eurotiales; Aspergillaceae
Product: phosphatidylinositol phosphate kinase family protein
Exons: 2
Coding region: 1-1035 (344 amino acids)
Biological process (GO): phosphatidylinositol metabolic process
Molecular function (GO): phosphatidylinositol kinase activity
Source: RefSeq, a predicted model, not a curated record